Messenger RNA from Cryptomeria japonica (Japanese cedar), 633 nucleotides. Its product is annotated as pentatricopeptide repeat-containing protein CRR2, chloroplastic-like. Lineage: Eukaryota; Viridiplantae; Streptophyta; Pinopsida; Cupressales; Cupressaceae. The transcript has 3 exons. Gene Ontology annotation, molecular function: RNA binding; protein binding. Gene Ontology annotation, biological process: RNA modification. The record is from RefSeq and is a predicted model, not a curated record. Bases 1 to 633 code for a protein of 210 amino acids.
AUGGAGGCAGAACUGAAGGAAUUGAGGGAAAAAUUGGAUGAAAGCAUUAAAAAAUUUGAUGAUGAAAGAGCCACUUCAACAAAAUUAUACAAAAGAGUGGAGUCUGUAGCUGCCGCAAAAAAAAUAUUACAGAACCAAUUGGAUCAUGAGACGGAAAAAGAAAAACGUUUGGAACAGAAGCAGAGGAAGAAAGAAAAAAAUGUUUUUAAUCGUUGUGUAAAAUUCUCUGAAGGCGAACAAACAUGGUGGGCGACCGCUUCUAUGAUAAUGAGAAUAGCAAAACUGUCAUGCAAACAUAGCAAUUCUGUAAAAAAUCUUCAUGCCCACAUCAUUGUCACUGGACUCACCCUUGAAAUAUUUAUACAAUCCAAGCUUGUGAACACGUAUGUAAUGUUUGGCAGUUUGAAUAAUGCUCGCAAAGUGUUUGACAAAAUGUCUGAACCAAAUGCAUCGCAAGCGAUUCACAAAAUUUACAAACCGAAUGCUUUUUUAUGGAAUGUGAUGAUUAGAGAGUGUGCUAGGAGUGGACUUCACAAAGAGGCUCUUAAAGUCUAUUGCAAAAUGUAUGAGGGAGGCAUACAGCCAGACAAUUUCACGUUUUGCGCAGUGCUGAAGGCGUGUGCGGGUUUAUAG